This is a messenger RNA of Cetraspora pellucida, 232 nucleotides long. NCBI's taxonomy places the organism in Eukaryota, Fungi, Glomeromycota, Glomeromycetes, Diversisporales, Gigasporaceae. The record is from the annotation of a GenBank genome assembly.
AUGUUAAUGACUAUACAUGAAAUUUUAGAUGAGGAAUUUCGAAUAGAACAUAAAAGGAGAAGGCCACGAACAACUAGUACAAAUGCAGUAAAAGUUCGUAAUGUGUUUUGUAAUGCAAGUAAAAAAGUUCUUCUCAUAUCUGCUGUAAUAGAUGAUUACAACUAUAAUAUGAGUGGUGUUGAUAUAGCUAAACAAUUAAGAGGUUAUUAUGACACACAAGUUCCUGUACAUC